GAUCUCGUCAUAGUUGCAAUAACAACUAGUCCACAACUCCUCCUAUUUAAACCCACCUUCUUCUUCUAUUUCUUCUCACUAAAUCCAAUUAUACCAUCUUCAGUUCAUCUCAGUAGUAGUACUGUACAUCUAUCUAGCUCUAGCUAGCUUAUUACUUGCAUACGUUACUGAAGAAAAACUUUGUUUAAAUCCCGUUUUACUUCUAAUCAAUAGUCUACUUAAUACUUAAAGAGGCCAAAAAGAGCGCGCACACACACACACACACACACACACACACACAUAUAUAUAUAUAUUUGUUUACUGGGAGAAUGAAUGGCAAGGGUAGUUUUGAAAUCAACAUUCCUUCCAAUAUUAGCAAAGCUGAAGUAGUGCCGGAAAGAGGGAACAAGUUCGGCAAGGCCGGGGUUUUCUCCUUCAAAGGUUGGAUAUGGAGUGUUUGGGAGUUCUGCAAAGAAGAUAGGAACAGAGUAAUUUUCUCACUGAAAGUGGGGCUUGCUGUUCUCCUUGUGUCUUUGCUCAUACUACUUGAAGCACCCUAUCAAAUAUUUGGCGUUAACAUCAUCUGGUCCAUUCUCACUGUGGCCAUUAUGUUUGAAUACACAGUUGGUGCAACGUUUAACCGAGGAUUUAAUCGAGCACUUGGAAGCUUGCUUGCCGGAAUCUUAGCCAUUGCUAUUGCCCAGUUGGCCUUAAUCUCUGGUCGAGUUGCAGAACCUAUUGUAAUUGGUAUCAGCAUCUUCCUCAUUGGGGUUGUGACAUCAUUCAUGAAGUUAUGGCCAUCCCUUGUGCCAUACGAGUAUGGAUUCAGAGUCGUGCUUUUCACUUACUGUUUGAUCAUAGUUUCCGGCUAUCGGAUGGGGAAUCCGAUCAACACUGCCAUCGAUCGGCUUUACUCCAUCGCCAUUGGAGCAAUUGUUGCAGUUUUAGUGAAUGUGCUCAUUUUUCCUACAUGGGCUGGUGAACAAUUACACACACAGCUAGUUAGCAGCUUUGAUUCAGUGGCUGACUCACUUGAAGAAUGUGUUAGGAAGUAUUUAGAAGAUGACGGUUCGGAUCAUCCUGAGUUCUUGAAGACUCUCAUGGAUGAGUUUCCAGAUGAGCCUGCUUACAAAAGAUGCCAAUCCACAUUGAACUCCGCAUCAAAACUUGAGUCCUUGGCUAGUUCAGCUAAAUGGGAGCCACCGCAUGGCAGGUUUGGACACUUUUUCUAUCCAUGGUCAGAAUAUGUCAAAGUUGGUACUGUUCUACGAUAUUGUGCAUACGAGGUUAUGGCACUUCAUGGUGUUCUUCACUCCGAAAUUCAGGCCCCCUACAAUCUAAGAAUCGCAUUCCAGGCAGAGAUCCGAGAGGCGACGAGCCAGGCUGCAGAACUGGUUAGAUGGUUGGGCAAAGAUGUGAGUAACAUGAAGCGAAGCUUCAAAACUUCUCGGGUGAACGGAGUUCACAACUCAACUGAGAGACUCCAGCGUGCUAUAGAUUUGCAUUCAUAUCUCCUCGCAUCCAAUGUCAACCUUCAGGACGACUCAUCCAAGCCGCUUCCUAAGCUCUCUCACACCCUCUCAUCCACCCUUUGUGACCUCUCGACCCAAUUGGCAGGGCUUGACAGCACCACCCUUGAUCAGAACUUGAAUCCACCACCAACUCAGAACACAGCUUCUGGGACUCUCCCACCACCACCACCACCACCACAGACAGAGUCUUAUCACGAGAGAAUGAAAAAACAAUCAAGAAGGCUCUAUUCAUGGCCAUCCAGAGAAGUGGAUGAUUUUGAAGAAGGUGGCAGCUUUAGUGCUGCAGGCUUUAUUCCCAGGAUGCGGACACUCGAGAGCACUGCAGCACUGUCACUCGCCACUUUUACUUCAUUGCUUAUUGAAUUUGUUGCUCGGCUCGAUCACUUGGUGGAAGCAGUUGAUGAGCUCUCUAAGAUGGCCAAGUUCAAGCAUGAGGCUCUCUAAGAUGAGAAAACUGCAAAUACCUAGUUUGAUAUACUAGAAAUGUACAAGAAAACUCAAUGAAUUGGAAGAUGCUAAAAAGGGAAAAAUGUGAAGACACUUGUUCUUUCUUAAAA
Cornus florida is the source of this 2068-nucleotide messenger RNA. RefSeq names its product aluminum-activated malate transporter 9-like. Bases 309 to 1955 code for a protein of 548 amino acids. Lineage: Eukaryota; Viridiplantae; Streptophyta; Magnoliopsida; Cornales; Cornaceae. The transcript has 6 exons. Gene Ontology annotation, biological process: malate transport. The record is from RefSeq and is a predicted model, not a curated record. Gene Ontology annotation, cellular component: plant-type vacuole membrane.